GAACAUGGGUUGGGGGUGUGAGUGGGUGACCAGGGACCCUCGCGGGCGGCGCUUUAGCCUCGGGUCCCCGAAGUAGGUGGAGAUACUCGGGUGCAGCUACCGAUUCGGGACCAAGGGCGUGCACCAGUUCUUGAUCCGGUAGUGCCCUUGUCCCAGGCCUGCGAAUGCCGAGGUUGGUGAAGACAGGCCAAGUGCUGGGCUGUGGGGAGGUCCUGAGAAACCCGCCUUCCCUUCCUCCAGUGCCAGGCCGGUUUAGUGCAGGAUCUGAGGACUGAAGCCCAGGAGGAUGGAGUACUCAACAGCAGAUUUGGAGGAGAGGGGCUCUGCCGCUCUCCUUGUAUUUUGAGCAGACGCUUAAGUAGGAAGCAUGAGGUGGGAGUUGAGAUUCUUGGUGUUUGGUUUGGGGACCCAGCGGGUCCCCUGGGUAGUGAAGAGACCAGGUUUGAGUUGCAGAUUCUUGUUCCAGAAGAGGCAGUGCUACUUGAGCGAGCCCUCUGAGAAUCGCUGAGGGGCUUCAGACUCCCAGUUUGAAGGAGGGCCCAGGGGGCGCGUUCUAGUCGGAGCGCUCCCUGCACGUGCUGCGGGGUAUUCGAAUGGGAAGCGGAGAUUUGGACUGGUAAUCCUGGGAUCCAGGUAGGGUAACGCAGGGCCGUAGGGCAUUCAAGUUUGGUGGAGACUUUGGGUUGGAGGUGCAGAAUUGGCGUCCGGGAAGGACGGAGCUGCAGCAGCUGCCUGACAUGGACAGCUCUUUGGUAAGGAAGCAGGGUGCUGGGAGCAUGAUCAUGAAGUAGGCUUUCCCAGGGCCUUUGCUCCGGGGCUACUCUGCUUGCAGGCAUGAGAAUGCCCGGGUUGGUAGAGGAACAGAGUCUGGCCGCAGAUUUGGACCUGGAAGGGGCAGAAUGGGGAGACAUGAAUGGUCUUGAGACCCUAGUACUGCCUGAGAUGCUCAGGCGAGUGGAGAGAGCACCUCCACUCCAGAGAUUUGGGGCUGCAGAGGAUUAGGGCUGCUUCCUGUCCCCUGUGCACGAGCGGGCAGGCGCACACACAUGGGUAUUUGGACGGGGAACAGGAGGCUGUAGGUGGGAAUUAGAGGGUGCUGGGGUCUUUGUACAGAGGGUGCUCUAAUCACAUGUUGGUGGUACCCAAGGUGGUGGGAAGAUAGGAUCUCCCUAAGCCGCAGGUGCCCAGAAGUAUAUUUGGGCAGGAAUCUGGGCAGGUAUAGCUCAAGUCGGGGUCUUUGGGUGUUGGUGGAGGAAGUGGUGUGUGUGCAGGUUCAGGACAGAGCCGCGUUGUGAACCCACGCUAUAUCUUUGGAGUAAGAAUCUGGUGGGAAUAAGGGGAUGUGGAUAAGGGGGAGAGAUGGAGUGGGGUUGGUAAUGUGGUGUGUGGGCUGGGACUUCCCAGGGGCUGUUCUAGUCUCAGACCCAGAAAUCUCGAGCUGGCACAAAGACAGAUGAGGUCCACUUUCUGGGCGGAGGAAGGGGUGGCACGUGCUGGGGUGUGUCAGGAAGCUCCCAGGCCCAUGUCGGCUCUGCUGCUGAUUCAUGCCUGAGGGUCCCCAGGUUGGUGGAGGGACUAGAUCUGAGCUACAUGUUGGAGGCUCAGGCGGGUUUGGGACUGGAGAUCCUGCUGGUGCUGUUCUGGUAGGGAAGAACAGUGGAGCCCAGAACGAUGGAGGCACCAGGCCCUCCCUAUGUGUGACCCAGCUCUGUGCAUAUGCUUGGUUAUUUCAGCUGGAAGUGGGAGGCCAUUCAUGACAGGUUGCGAGAGGGUCAGGUGAGGUGAAUGGAGGGGUCGGAUCCUGGGAUGGGUGGGGCUGUGUCAGGAGCUUCAUGCAUUCAGGGAGGGUAAUUCUGCGUGGUCCAUCCCAGAAGCCCUGCUCCUUGCCCGAGGAAGGGGAGCUUGUUUAGGGUGCAGAAUCAGGUCAUGGUGGGGGAGGAGCGCAUGCUAGGUGGACCUCAGUGUGCUGGGCAUUUGUGAGGAUCUCAGAACCCGGUGGCGCAGGGAGGGACUGACUUGUGCUGCAGACCUCAGUGGUGGGCAGAGGCUGUGUUUGGGCAUUACUUACAGUUAGGGGUCCAGAGUCCUGUGAUGGUAGUGGGAGUACUAGGUUGCAGGUGCAGAGUCUUGGCCUGGGACAGGGACUGUGGGACUCUAGGUGCAUGCAGAGCUUUUCAGGCAGAGAGCUCUAGAUGCACGCUUGCCAUGGGGAAUGCAUCCUGGAAGCAGAGACUAAUCCUGGGUGUGGGGAGGUGCAGGGGUGGGGGGGCACCACAGUGGAUUGGCGCCAGGGUGCUCUUCUCAGGGCUUCUGCCCUUACAGCUCAGGACCCUUAGACCUCUGCCUGUGCCUGGAAGAGCAUGGAAGAGCGGGAUGAGAAGCCCCCAGAACCUCUGAAGAUCUGUGCACAGAACUCUCCUCUUGCUCAAGAGAUUAUCGUUAAGGUCGAGAGAGAAGAUGCCGGGUCACUGGCCCUUCCAUCCCAGGAAGGAGUGAACUUCAAAAUUGUGACUGUGGACUUCACUCAGAAGGAAGAAAGCACUUUGAACCCUGCUCAGAGGAUCCUGGACAGAGAUAUGAUCCUGGAGAACCAUAGGGACCUGGUCUCUUGGGAUUUGGCAAUGGCACUUGGAAGAAGAGAAUCAACCUCAAAGCAGAACAUUUUUGAUGAAGAACCAUCCCAUGGAGUGAAGUUGGAAAGGUUGACAAGAGAUGAUCCUUGGUUGUCUUCGUGUGAAGAAGUUCAAGAUUGUAAGGACCAUUUGGAAAAGCAACAGGAAAGACAAGAGAGACCUUUGAAGGAAAUAGCAUUUACUCCCAGGAAAGCGAUUACUUAUGAGAAGGUCUAUAAAAGCGAACUUGAAGAGAAGAGUGGUCUGAAUUCCAGUUUUCUUUCGCCCCAGAUGAUGCCCAUAAGAAGCCAUUUUCAUAAACAUGCCUCACAUGUUAAAAAAUUGCAUUAUGAUUCUAUUGUAAACAGUCAUGAGAAGAUUAAUGACAGUGAGAAACACUGUGACAAUAAUGAAUGUGGAAACCCUGAUCAGAACAUUCACCUUAUUCAGUUUACAAGAACUCAAACAGGAGAUAAAUCCUAUGGAUUUAGGGAUAGUAUUCAAUCUCUUAGCCAUAAUGUACCUCUAAAUAUACAUCAGAAAAUAGACGCAAGAGGAAGGUCCUUAGAUUUUAAGGAAUGUGGGCAAGUUUUGAACCACAGUAUAACCCAUAAUGAACAACAGAGAAUACCUGUUGAAGAGAGUCAGUAUAACUGUGGUAAAACCUCCCAGAGUUCAUCCCUUGCCCAAAACCUGAGAAACCAUUCUGAAGAGAAACCCUUUGAAUGUAAUCAGUGUGGGAAAUCCUUCAGCUGGAGCUCUCAUCUUGUUGCACAUCAGAGAACUCAUACAGGGGAGAAACCUUAUGAAUGUAAUGAGUGUGGGAAGUCCUUCAGCCGGAGCUCUCACCUUGUUUCUCACCAGAGAACUCAUACUGGAGAGAAACCUUACAGAUGUAAUCAGUGUGGGAAAGCUUUCAGCCAGAGCUAUGUUCUUGUGGUGCACCAGAGAACUCAUACUGGAGAGAAACCUUAUGAAUGCAAUCAGUGUGGGAAGUCAUUCAGGCAGAGCUACAAACUUAUUGCCCAUCAAAGAACUCACACGGGAGAGAAGCCCUAUGAAUGCAGUCAGUGUGGGAAAUCAUUUAUCCAGAGCUAUAAGCUUAUUGCACAUCAAAGAAUUCAUACUGGAGAGAAACCCUAUGAGUGCAAUCAAUGUGGGAAGUCCUUUAGUCAAAGUUACAAACUCGUUGCCCAUCAGAGAACUCACACAGGAGAAAAACCCUUUGAAUGUAAUCAGUGUGGAAAAUCCUUCAGCUGGAGCUCUCAGCUUGUUGCCCAUCAAAGAACUCAUACUGGCGAGAAACCCUAUGAAUGUAAUGAGUGUGGGAAAUCUUUCAACCGCAGUUCUCAUCUGGUUAUGCAUCAGAGAACUCAUACUGGAGAAAAGCCCUAUGAAUGUAACCAGUGUGGGAAGUCCUUUAGCCAGAGUUAUGUUCUUGUUGUACAUCAGAGAACUCACACUGGAGAAAAGCCGUACGAGUGCAGUCAGUGUGGGAAGUCCUUCAGGCAGAGUUCAUGCCUUACUCAACAUCAAAGAACUCAUACUGGAGAGAAACCCUAUGAAUGUAAUCAGUGUGGGAAAACAUUCAGUUUGAGUGCUCGACUUAUUGUACAUCAAAGAACUCAUACUGGAGAAAAGCCCUUUACAUGUAAUCAGUGUGGGAAAGCUUUCAUUAAUAGUUCUAAACUUAUUAGGCAUCAGGCAACUCAUACUGAGGAGAAACCCUAUGAAUGUAACUAGUUUGGAAGCCUUUCAGCCAGCGUAUUUUUUUUUCUUUUCCUUUUUCUUACAUUUCUUUCUCCUUCCUUCCUUCUUUUCUUUUUUCUUCCUUUCAAAUGUCAGCCCUCUGUUAUUGUGGAUCUGGAAGUUUGGUCUGGUGAAGAAAGAAAAACAGUCACAUAUUUUACUUAACAUUUUGUAUUAAAAAGUUCAAACUUGGCCUUUAAGACACAUUGCCACAUAAGUAAUAAAUAUUGGCACUUUUCCUGGAAGAAAGCACUCUGACCUGAGGAAAUGAUCAUUAAAUGGGCAACUUACUAUGGAGUGAUUGUGAGUGAGGUAGAACUCUUUAACAAUAAAGAGUAAAUGAGAAUGCAAA
Mustela lutreola (European mink) is the source of this 4713-nucleotide messenger RNA. RefSeq names its product zinc finger protein 180 (gene ZNF180). Lineage: Eukaryota; Metazoa; Chordata; Mammalia; Carnivora; Mustelidae. Gene Ontology annotation, biological process: regulation of transcription by RNA polymerase II. The record is from RefSeq and is a predicted model, not a curated record. The coding region runs from base 2361 to 4355 and encodes 664 amino acids. The transcript is spliced from 4 exons. Gene Ontology annotation, molecular function: DNA-binding transcription factor activity, RNA polymerase II-specific; RNA polymerase II cis-regulatory region sequence-specific DNA binding.